AUGAUCGACGGAGUGAUGCCGUCGAACAAGAAGGUGGGAGGGGGCGAAAACAGCUUCAACAACUUCUUCAGAGAGACCGGCGCCGGAAAGCAUGUGCCGUGUGCCGUCUUCGUCGAUCUCGAGCCUACUGUUGUCGAUGAGGUUCAAACCGGCACCUACCGCCAGUCUUGAGAUUUCAUUCAAACAGCCCCAACUGUUUAAUUAAAUUGAAAUAAAUUUCAUCAUACCAUAAUAAAUUUCACAGCUAUCAAAUAUAUAUUAAAUGUUCAAUAAAAAUGAAAAAUAAAUUUCAUUCAAGUUCAAUUC
Messenger RNA from Nilaparvata lugens (brown planthopper), 306 nucleotides. RefSeq names its product tubulin alpha chain-like. Bases 1 to 171 code for a protein of 56 amino acids. NCBI's taxonomy places the organism in Eukaryota, Metazoa, Arthropoda, Insecta, Hemiptera, Delphacidae. The transcript has a single exon. The record is from RefSeq and is a predicted model, not a curated record.